CCCUGUGUGAUGUGACGUGUGACAAAUGUAGGAGUAAAGUUGUAUUGAGAGUGUUGCUAGUUGCAAAGUUGUUUUUGUUACAAUGUUUAGUUGAAAUCUAAUUCAAUGAAUGUCUUUAAUAUAAAUACUGUCUGUUUAAGGAUUUUGUUAAACACACUGUCAACUUAUUCUUUAUUCUGGAGAAAGAGCAACUAGGAGCCAGGUGAUGCCUAGCUUGCUGGAUAAGAUGGACCCAUCUCAUAAUCCACUAGACAUGUCAUCUGCUCCAGUACAGGACAAGCUGCCCUCCUACAACUUCUCCUCCAGUACUCCCACUCUCUGCCUGGCCGUUGAGAUCUGUGUUGUCUGCGGAGACAGAGCUUCAGGUCGCCACUAUGGAGCCAUCAGUUGUGAAGGUUGCAAGGGGUUCUUUAAGAGAUCAAUCCGCAAACAACUCGGAUAUCAAUGUCGAGGAACCAAGAACUGUGAAGUAACCAAACACCACAGGAAUAGAUGUCAGUAUUGCCGUCUGCAGAAGUGUCUCACCAUGGGGAUGCGCAGUGAUUCUGUGCAACAUGAACGAAAGCCAAUAUCGGAAAAAAAAGAAGUAAACAAUUUCAUGUCUGGAGAAAAUAAUUUUGCUAGCUAUUCAAACAAUCCAAUGAAAAUUUUUAUAAGGAAGGAUCUGUGUUUGGAAUCACAGCAAUAUGGACUACAAUCUGCUCUUUAUAUGAGCCCUUUGCAGUACAGUAUCAAUACAGAUGGGGACAGACAGACAUCACCGAGCCUCAAUAACAUGUGGGAUGAUGAUGAUGGCUCAUCAGAUAGCUGUUCUCCAGACCCAGACAUAGUGGACACAUUGUGUCUGGCUCAGGAUAAGACGGUUAUUCACAGUGCCUUAGACACUGUCGCCAAAGUUGUUAGUGGAGAAAAUUUAAAUGGAAAUGAGAGAGGUGAUAAAGAAUUGGAAGGCUUUGUUAAACUAGAAGGAAGACUCCUUCCUGAGCACCACGUACCUUUUGUGUUACAAACACCUAGUCCCAUGCCGGCGUACUUAAAUGUCCAUUACAUUUGUGAAAGUGCUUCUAGAUUAUUGUUCCUGUCAGUUCAUUGGGUGCGCAACAUUCCUGCCUUCCAGUUAUUUCGAGUGGAGACUCAAGUGGCCUUAGUUCGGGCUUGCUGGACAGAAUUGUUUGUGCUGGGUAUGGCUCAGUGCUCUCAGAUUCUCUCAUUGCCUUCUAUUCUAUCUUCCAUCAUCAACCAUUUACACAAUUCAGUUGCUCAGGAUAAGAUAUCAGCUCAUCGUGUUAAGCUGGUAACUGACCACAUAUGUAUGCUGCAAGACUAUGUCAAUGGAAUGUCUUUCCUACAUGUAGAUGAGCAUGAGUACGGCUACCUUAAACUUCUCAUCCUGUUCAGUCCUGAUAUCCCUGCCUUGGUUUCACGUAAGCAUGUGGAUAAAUUUCAAGAGAGGGCUUUCCAAGAGCUACGAAGUUAUGUACAGCGACACUAUCCUGAGGAUGAGGAUCGAUUUCCAAGGCUGUUAUUGCGUCUGCCUCCAUUGCGUGCUCUACAACCUCACGUCAUGGAGGAAUUGUUCUUUGCUGGACUCACAGGAAGUGUGCAGAUAGACACCAUCAUUCCCUACAUUCUUAGAAUGGAUUCUACAGAUAGAGGCAUUAUAUCUGAGUUUUCAUAGAAGUACAACCAAAGUAGUUCGAGUUCGAGAUCAAAGGUUAGGAUUAUUUUAAAAUUUUACAUAAGUCUAUUUUGUUGACCUUUUAGUUCAUCUACUCCUUAUUUACCACUGGAGAAAUUGAAAUUUUGGAUGUCAAAUGCAUGAAAAAAGCUCCAGGUCAAUAUUUGAUAGGGUGUUUUAAAAUAAAAACUGUAUUUUGCAAGCUAUUGGUUAUAUAUAAUCUACCAACUUGCCAAGUUACAGAAAUUUCUUAUGAAGAUAAUAUAAUUUGGCAUUAAAGCCCAUUUCAUUUUGUACACAAGAAAUUAGAGAAAGAUUUAUGGAGUGCCUGUGAAUAAUAUACAAUAACAAAUAGAAUCUGUUGAUAAAAAACGGAGGAAAAAGUAUUUUAGUUUAUUAGUUAGUUUAUAAUGAAUGCAUGUGGAGAUUGUUUUGUUAAUAUACAGGUUGGAUAAAAAGUAUGGAUAUAAUAACGUUUUAAUAACUUAAAAUUUUACAUUAAAAAUGUUUAAGUUGGGUUCAAAAUUUUGUAUUUUGGGGGCAGGGGCAAUCUUGAGAUACUAAAUGAAAAGUGCAGUUUUGUACCCUAUACAUGUAUAUUGAGUUUGGAUUUUCUAGAUGCAGUUGUUAAAAAGUUAAUAGGGAUAUCUAUACUGGGAUAUCUAUACUUUUGAAUGGGAUAUCUAUACUUUUGAUCUACCCUGUAUAAGGGAUUACUCACUUUAUUAUAAUGUUUAUAUGGUUUUUGACACAGGUUAAGAUUUAUGUUAAAUCAUCUUCAGUCACAGAACCUUAGAGUAAAACUAAAGUUAGAUUAUUAUAAUAAGAUUUAUAAUAAUGAUACUGUAUCAUAUAAAGUACACAUUAUAUAAAUGUGUGCUUUAUUUACACAGUUUUGUUCAGAAUAAAAUGUUCUACAAGUUUCAUUAAACAUUUUGAGUUUCUUGGUAAAAUAACAAAAUUAUUGUUGUCCAAACAUGAAAAAGAUGUGUUUUUUUUUUAAUUAAUUUUUUGCAUUUGACACAGGUUUUCUUAAAAACUACUUAACUUACAGUUCUGGGACCUGUUUUAUUCAAUUUACCAGGUAAAAAACUAUAAGAAAUGAUUGAAUUCACUUCUCGAUCUACCUUACCAGGAAUUCAGGAAGACCUCGUUUUAUAUGGUGAGCUGAAAUCUGUGCGAAAUCUUUCACGAGCCGAAACUCGUUAACAAAGCAUUUCUGAACCCAUAUUUAUAUGGACAUUUUCAUUAUUUUAACAUGUACAAUGAGCUCCCACAGUUUCUGCCUAUCUUUAUGACUCACCAUGUAUAUGCAGGGUAUUCACACAAAGGGCAUCGCAAACUUCUGUGGCUGAUAGUACUCAUCAUUCCAAACAAAAGUGUUCUAUAUACAUAGUUAGAGAAACAUGUAUUUUUUUCACUAGCUGCCAUUUUGUAUUUUUUAUGAAAUACUUAGUACCUGUAGAACUAGUAAAGCUACAAAUAAGAAACUUUGCACAUACAUUUUAUUUUAAUACGUAAUAGAAAAUUAUUUUUAAUGGUGUGAUUUGCUUUAAAAUAUUAACAAAACGACACCUGUUGAAAAUAUUAAAAGUCAAAUAACAAAAUAAAAUGAAUGUAAUUAUUAAAAAUGUACAUGUUUCCGACUAUUUUGCAGUACUUAUAACAAUUCUAACUGUACUUUCUCAAUGAAAUCUGUCAAUGCAUAAACGAGCACGACCACAUAUGCUUACACAAGCCUGGAACAACAAAUAGCUGAUACCUCUCAGCUGUAACAUGUUUGUUGCUCCUGGUCAUAACAUAAAAGUCUUCCUCUAUGGUUCGGUGACUGAAAAUGAUUUAAUAUAAAUUGAAACACUUAUCAAUCACCAUGAAAAAGGAUUGUUCAGGUGAGUAAUCAUUUAUAAAUUAAUUGUUAUAUUUGUGGUAGAGUUUAUUAUUUAUUGAUUUUAUCUAAAAACCUAACUUUAUAAAAAUGUAAAUUUGUAUGAAUAUUAGUGAAAGUUGAUUGAAUGACUUCAUAUAACCUGAGUUUGUGAACUGUCCAUAAAUUAAAAGGUGAUUUGGAAGUGAAAAAUAUUUAUUUGUUAAUUAUUACUACUCAUACAAAGUUAGAUGAAGAAGAGCAUUGGUCUAACAGCAUGCUCAGUGUAAGCUGGAACAUCACAACCAAUCCAAUGGAAAUAUUAAUAAAUUAUUGUAUAAUUAUAAUAUAUUUAAAUUAUAAAGUAUCUGGUUUCCAUCUUGCA
Messenger RNA from Homalodisca vitripennis (glassy-winged sharpshooter), 3927 nucleotides. Its product is annotated as nuclear receptor subfamily 2 group C member 1-like. The transcript has 9 exons. Gene Ontology annotation, molecular function: zinc ion binding; nuclear receptor activity; RNA polymerase II cis-regulatory region sequence-specific DNA binding. Bases 206 to 1678 code for a protein of 490 amino acids. NCBI's taxonomy places the organism in Eukaryota, Metazoa, Arthropoda, Insecta, Hemiptera, Cicadellidae. The record is from RefSeq and is a predicted model, not a curated record. Gene Ontology annotation, biological process: cell differentiation; regulation of transcription by RNA polymerase II; anatomical structure development.